Messenger RNA from Coprinopsis cinerea okayama7#130, 1093 nucleotides. RefSeq names its product ubiquitin. Gene Ontology annotation, molecular function: protein tag activity; ubiquitin protein ligase binding. Gene Ontology annotation, cellular component: nucleus; cytoplasm. Bases 40 to 957 code for a protein of 305 amino acids. NCBI's taxonomy places the organism in Eukaryota, Fungi, Basidiomycota, Agaricomycetes, Agaricales, Psathyrellaceae. Gene Ontology annotation, biological process: protein ubiquitination; modification-dependent protein catabolic process. The transcript is spliced from 5 exons. The record is from RefSeq and is a predicted model, not a curated record.
CCUCGAACCACUACCAUCCCCAAAGCCUGUCCAUCCAUCAUGCAGAUCUUCGUUAAGACCCUCACCGGAAAGACCAUUACCCUCGAAGUCGAGUCCUCGGAUACCAUCGACAAUGUCAAAGCCAAGAUUCAGGAUAAGGAGGGAAUUCCUCCCGACCAGCAGCGUUUGAUCUUCGCCGGCAAGCAGCUCGAGGACGGCCGCACUCUUUCUGACUACAACAUUCAGAAGGAAUCGACCCUCCACCUUGUCCUCCGUCUCCGUGGCGGUAUGCAAAUCUUCGUCAAGACCUUGACCGGCAAGACAAUCACCCUCGAGGUGGAGUCUUCUGACACCAUUGAUAACGUCAAGACAAAGAUUCAGGACAAGGAGGGAAUCCCUCCCGACCAGCAGCGACUCAUUUUUGCUGGAAAGCAGCUUGAGGAUGGCCGUACCCUCUCUGACUACAACAUUCAGAAGGAGUCGACCCUCCACCUCGUUCUUCGUCUCCGUGGUGGUAUGCAGAUCUUUGUCAAGACCCUCACGGGCAAGACCAUCACCCUCGAGGUCGAAUCCUCAGACACCAUCGACAACGUGAAGGCCAAGAUUCAGGACAAGGAGGGCAUUCCCCCUGACCAGCAGCGUUUGAUCUUCGCCGGCAAGCAACUCGAAGACGGCCGCACUCUUUCCGACUACAACAUUCAGAAGGAGUCGACCCUCCACCUUGUCCUCCGUCUCCGUGGUGGUAUGCAGAUCUUCGUCAAGACCCUUACCGGCAAGACCAUCACUCUUGAAGUCGAGUCGUCCGAUACCAUCGAUAACGUGAAGGCGAAGAUUCAGGACAAGGAAGGUAUUCCUCCUGACCAGCAGCGCCUUAUCUUUGCGGGCAAGCAACUCGAAGAUGGUCGCACCCUCUCGGAUUAUAACAUUCAGAAAGAGAGUACUCUUCACUUGGUUCUCCGCCUUCGUGGUGGUUUCUGAGUCCGGUUGGGGAGUACCUGCUGACAUCUCUUCAUGAUUGCACUGCCGACUGUAUAUCAUUGACAUGUGGUGUCCUGCGUGAUCGCACUGUAUUAUAGCUACUGUAACCAACAUUGACGUUUUAGUAAGAAAGCAA